AUGCGCCGCCCGCCGCCGCCGCUGGUGUUAAUGACGGCGCUGCUGCUGGGGGCGGCAGCCGCGGCCGCUUCCGCCCCCGGGCCGGGGGCGGCGCAGGCGCAGGAGAGCGCGCGCGGUGGACCGCUGAGCGUGCUGUCCGCGCUGGUGGAGUACUUCAAGACGGGGCUGCGCGUCGUCGCCUCCGGGGGCGGGCGCGUCUCGUACCAGCGGUGGCAGGUGCUGCGCGCCACCGCGCCCACGCAAGACGCCGCCGACCAGCUGGAGUCCAUGCUCAACGAGCUCGAGGAGGACGGCGCCGCCGCCAUCUGGGCAGACGUCGCCUCCAACAGGUCGGCGGACUUCGCAGUCUCUCCGGACAUCCUUGAGGAUGUCAAGGACUUCCUGGAGGAGCACGCUAUCCCUCACACUGUCAUGAUUCCCGACCUGCAGAAGGCGAUCAUGGCGCAGAACCCUCGCCUGUCCAAGCAGCAGCGGAAGGAGCUGCGGACCAUCCAAGGACAUGACUUCACGUUCCGACGCUAUCACAGAUACGCAGACAUCUUGCGCUACCUGAGUUACCUGAGCUCUGCGUACCCCAGCCUGGUGGAGGUGCUCACCAUCGGCCACUCGUGGGAAGGUCUGCCCCUGAAGCUGGCCCGCGUCUCCACUGGGGGAACCAUCAGCAAGGACGGGCGGCCCAAGCCAGCCGUCUGGAUAGACGCAGGCGGCCACGGCCGCGAGUGGGUGUCUCCCGCGGUGGCGCUGUUCGUGCUGCGCCAGCUGGUGGAGAACUAUCAGGUGAACCGGCGCGUCGUCGACGCCGCCGAGUGGUUCGUGCUGCCCGUGGCCAACCCGGACGGCUACGAGUACAGCCACACCACCGACCGCCUGUGGCGCAAGACCCGCUCCACGCACACCUCGGCCGCCGCCAGGUGGUUGUGGCGGCAGUGCGCGGGGGCGGACCUGAACCGCAACUGGGGCUUCCACUGGGGCGGCGCGGGCGCGUCUCGCGACCCCUGCUCGGAGCGGUUCGCGGGCCCGCGCGCCUUCAGCGAGCCCGAGGCGCGCGCCGCCGCAGACUUCCUGACGGACCGCGCGGGCCGCGUGCGCCUCUUCCUGUCGCUGCACGCCUACUCGCAGGCGUGGCUCGCGCCCUGGGGGCACUCGCGCAGGCCGCCGCCCGACGCGCAGGACCUCAUGGACGUCGCCCGGCUCGCCGUGGAGGCCGCCGCCCGCGUCACGGGCCAGCCCUACCGCAUGGGCCACGCCAGGGACCUCGCCGCGCCCAGGGCCGGUUGCUCAGAGGACUGGGCCAAGGGCGUGGCGGGCAUCAAGUACGCCUACGCCGUGGAGCUGAGGGACCGGGCCGACUACGGCUUCCUGCUGCCCGCCUCGCAGAUCAUCCCCACGGGCCGAGAGACCUUCGCCGCCAUCAAGGCCGCCGUGAGAGCGGUCAUCGCCAGAAUAUAGCCUCGCCCCGUUGGCUCCGUCCUCAGAAGGGAGUAGUCGCCUGGGAACAGAGGCUGGUCCGACUCUGUUUUGAACUGAAUGCAAAGUAUGUGAUGUGCAGCUGUGUCGAUUUUGCUGUGCUUCAAAGCAUUGACUAGACGAUACUUACAAGACAGCUAUUAGGACAGUAUGACGUGUAAAUUAGGAUGAUGCAGAGUUUGAAACGCAAAUGAGGGGAAAACGUAGACGAUACUAAAUAAUAUGCUCUUUCAAACGGUGAAUAGUCUGCCAAUGUCUCUAUUCCGUCGCUGCUCUUGCAGACGAGUAUAACAGUGAAACUAGACUUCUAGAUAUUUUUUCCAGACUCAGUCAGUGUUUACACAACAAAAGCGUCUCUUCAGGAUAAACGCUGUCCAUGUCUGGGAGCUGACACUCAGAUUCAAUACACCAAAUUUCCAUACGUCAUUAUCAAUACCCCUUUAACAAUAACAUCUCCAUUUCCAGGACUUCAAAACGCUGCCUCGUACAAAAAACGUUUUUCAUUAGCAGUAAGUAACAUUUUAUUUCUAAACGACAUUCAUCUGUAAUAACGUCACGGGUUUUCAACAUAACCAAUGUUUAUAACCUUCUUAGGAUUUGAAUUGCUCAAUAAUUUGUAACAGAAUGUUUCUAACAGCAUCGGGUGGAUUAAAUAUAUUACACAAUAUGAAGGCGUGAAAAUUACGCGGAUAAUAGUCCAAAUUUAUCAGGACAGAGUCUUACGUGUCAACAAACCUAUGCAGGAGAAUGUGAUCACUACUAUGCUGAUCUCUGACAGUGAAUUUAAUUGCUGUGAAACUUGUCGACCAUUUACCUCAAACAGAAAUGGUUUAGCUACGAUUGUUGUAUACUUACCCCCAUUUCAAGCUAUCUGCAUCAAAGAAAGGGUGAAUUCAAAACUCGUCUUAAUAGAAGUAUCUCUGACAACAGGUGUGGCUUUAGAAAAUGACCAGAAUGCGUCGUUAUUCAACAACAAAUAAACAAUCAAUAUUCAGGACUACUGCAAAAAAACAACGCCAAAUGCAUAUUUCUUCAAGUGAGUUUUAAUUUGUGCAUUGUUAGGUGCAUGCUCUUGAUUUUGGCACGUGAAACAAAAAAUCGACACUAUCUUGUAACAUAAAGGCAGAAAAUUCCUAUCCCAACCUUUAUAACCAUUAUAACCAUUUUAUAUUUAAAAAAUGACAGUGUUCGAUGAAUUCUCAUUUCAGUCUCAAGAAUGCAGAACUGUGUAGAUUAGCUUGAGUCACUUGAAUGAAAUGCCAAAAAACAAUUAAAUCGGAUUAUUCGGGUGAAAAUGCAAAAGUUUCACGGCACUACCAAAUAUUAGGUUAAACAUAGAGGUGACUUAAUAUGUAAUGGCUGUAACAGCUACUGAAAUACUGGUUUAUGCAGCUUUUACGUCACGGCGGAGACGUCUGAAGACAGUAUUUUGAAGUGAGCUGAUUUUUCGUAAGAAUGAAGUUUAUCACUCGUCUUACAGUCAGAUUCUUCUGAGAAACUAAAACAACCUGUCUUUUGUGUCUAAGGCAGCUGAAUGAGCUGUGUUUAAACAUGUACUCGUAUUGUACCAUCCAGUACGACAGUUCAGUAAUUUGUGAUCAAAGAGAUACUCUUCUCACAUGAAUGCUAUAUUGUGAAUACCUAUGCAGCAGAGAAUUCAUCAGCUGCAACCAACUGAUUUGAAUC
This is a messenger RNA of Schistocerca serialis cubense, 3153 nucleotides long. RefSeq names its product carboxypeptidase B-like. Bases 1 to 1449 code for a protein of 482 amino acids. Gene Ontology annotation, molecular function: metallocarboxypeptidase activity; zinc ion binding. The record is from RefSeq and is a predicted model, not a curated record. The transcript is spliced from 8 exons. Lineage: Eukaryota; Metazoa; Arthropoda; Insecta; Orthoptera; Acrididae. Gene Ontology annotation, biological process: proteolysis.